UGUCUCUUCUUCAUCUCUCAUUGACUCUUUCUCUCUCUCUCAAGAUGAUGGCUUCCAUGCUUCCCGCUAACAAUAUCCAAAUGUUUCAGGCCAGACAGAACAGUUUCAAAUGCCAAAUGUCUCCGUUAAACCCAUUAACAAGAUCUUCUUCUUCUUCUUUUUCUACUUCUUGUUCUUUAUCACAGACUCUGAAACCGGAAACACCAACGCGGUUACACCUAGCCAACCUCGAAAAACUUCUACAAACAACAGCGCCGCCGGACCGGAAACCGGUUCUUCAAGAUUCCAAUAAUGGGUCUGUCGAAGUUAAAGGAAAAGGACCUCUGGAGGGGCUUAAUUUGGCUAGACUUAUGUGGCCGGAAAUGAAGGCGGCCGAGGAAAUGUCCCCCAGACAUCUCAACCGCCUGCAACGGCUCCUGUCGAAGACAGACGAAUACUCCCCGAGAAACAAUCUCGGUAGCAAAUGGCGGGAGUACCACGGCAGCAACCACUGGAAAGGGCUUCUGGAUCCGCUCGACGAGAAUCUCCGGCGAGAGGUGGUCAGGUACGGCGAGUUUAUCCAAGCAGCCUACCAUUCCUUCCACUCCGACCCUGCCAUGUCGGCUCAGGAGCCUCCGCAGCCGCACCACGUGGCGCUCUCGGACAGGUCCUAUAAAGUCACCAAGAGCCUCUAUGCGACGUCGUCUAUCGGAUUGCCGAAGUGGGUCGAUGACGUGGCGCCGGAUCUUGGCUGGAUGACCCAGCGGUCCAGCUGGAUCGGUUAUGUCGCGGUCUGCGACGACAAGCGGGAGAUCAACCGGAUGGGGCGGAGGGAUAUCAUCAUCGCCCUCCGGGGGACCUCCACGUGUCUCGAGUGGGCCGAGAAUUUCAGGGCCCAACUUGCCGAUAUUAACCCGACGACGACCCACGGGCAAGCCAAAGUCGAAUGCGGGUUCUUGAGCCUCUACAAGACACCCGGCGCUCACGUGCCCAGCCUAGCCGAGUCGGUGAUCGACGAAAUCAAAAGGCUCAUGGAGUUGUACAAAGGCGAGACGCUAAGCAUCACCGUCACCGGCCACAGCCUCGGCGCCGCCUUGGCUUUACUAGUCGCUGACGAUAUAAGCACGUGCGCCCCCGACGUACCUCCGGUCGCAGUUUUCUCCUUCGGCGGCCCUCGCGUCGGCAACAGAGGCUUCGCCGACCGCAUCAAGACUAACAACGUUAAAGUUCUACGAAUCGUCAACUCCCAAGACGUCAUCACCAGGGUCCCCGGCACCCUCAUGAGCGAGGAGCUCGACCAGAAACUAAGAAACACGAAGGUCGGUGGUGUGCUCGACAUGCUCGACAGAAACAUGCCGUUGUCGUACUCGCACGUGGGAGAAGAGCUACGUGUUGAUACGAAGAUGUCGCCGUACUUGAAGCCCAACGCUGACAUGGCAUGCUGCCAUGACCUGGAGGCGUACCUCCACCUGGUGGACGGAUUCAUGGCGUCAAACUGUCCGUUCAGAGCAAAUGCAAAGAGAAGUUUAGUGAGGUUGCUCAAGGAUCAAAGAGCUAAUGUGAAAAAAUUGUAUACCAGCAAGGCAAAAAGCUUGAGUUUAAAUCUUGAAACACCGCGGCUGCCCAGUAUGUCUGGUUGCUUGCCAAGCCCAUCUUGAUAUAUAUAUAUACACUGUAAAAUGGUACAUACUUCCACAAGAAAACUUGUAGCGAGGUAGAUCUCCAUGUUUUUGUGUAUGGAUCUAAAUUUAUUCA
Messenger RNA from Corylus avellana, 1734 nucleotides. It is a transcript of the gene PLA-I{BETA]2, whose product is annotated as alpha/beta-Hydrolases superfamily protein. Gene Ontology annotation, biological process: lipid metabolic process. Gene Ontology annotation, molecular function: glycerophospholipase activity. The record is from RefSeq and is a predicted model, not a curated record. NCBI's taxonomy places the organism in Eukaryota, Viridiplantae, Streptophyta, Magnoliopsida, Fagales, Betulaceae.